Molecule: messenger RNA, 660 nt
Organism: Trachemys scripta elegans
Lineage: Eukaryota; Metazoa; Chordata; Testudines; Emydidae
Gene: MRPL57
Product: mitochondrial ribosomal protein L57
Exons: 2
Coding region: 140-454 (104 amino acids)
Biological process (GO): mitochondrial translation
Cellular component (GO): mitochondrial ribosome
Molecular function (GO): structural constituent of ribosome
Source: RefSeq, a predicted model, not a curated record
GCGGCGCUGACGCUGUGUAGCGCCUGGUGUAGGCCGUUGCCGUCUUGUCCCCGGCCCACGCGGAAGUGACCGGGCUGCGGUGAACGAAGCCGGUGACCGGGGGGCUGCGGUCGGUGAGGCCGGACCUCGCCUUCGGGUAAUGUUUCUGACCACAGUACUCCUCCGAAAAAGAAUUCCUGGGAAACAAUGGAUUGGAAAAUACAGAAGACCAAGAGUGGUUACUCUUUCAAUGAAGCGUUCAAUGAUUCAAAGGCUGGAAGUUGAAGCUGAGAAUGAAUAUUGGCUGAGUCAACCAUAUAUGACACUAGAGCAGGAAUAUAAACAUAAUGCAGAGCGGAGGCUUGCAAAAUGGGAGGCUGUGAAAAGCCAGGCAAUAUCUAAGUUUCCUGAACAUAGAUAUGUUGCAGAUCAUUUGAAUCACUUGAAUGUGACUAAAAAAUGGACAAACUCUUAAAUCCCAUCUGUUCACUUUUGGCAUAUUUGCAGUGCUCUACCAUCUGAUCUGUUGUAGGCUGUUCAACACCUCUUGUGGAAAAUUUUGUACUUGGUAUAAAAAUGUGGGGAUAAGGAUGUGAAUCAGAUGAACAUUUGUCUUCUGUUAAUAUAUGUAGAGUUAAUGACAUUAAAAUCAAUCAUACAGGAAAAAUGUGAGUUUUUUCC